This is a messenger RNA of Mus caroli (Ryukyu mouse), 3101 nucleotides long. It is a transcript of the gene Sec61a1, whose product is annotated as SEC61 translocon subunit alpha 1. The record is from RefSeq and is a predicted model, not a curated record. Gene Ontology annotation, biological process: protein transport. Gene Ontology annotation, cellular component: membrane. Lineage: Eukaryota; Metazoa; Chordata; Mammalia; Rodentia; Muridae.
UGGCCCAUCCCCGGCCCCGCCUCGCCGCGCCGCUCGCCGCCGGGCUAUCACUGACGUGUCUCUCGGCCGAGGAAGCGCGCUCCGGAGCUAGUAGCGUCUCCUCACUCGAAGUGGAGCGCAGUCGAGGCCGGGCGUGUAGUCGGAUCAGCCGCCGCCAUGGCGAUCAAAUUUCUGGAAGUCAUCAAGCCAUUCUGUGUCAUCUUGCCGGAAAUUCAGAAGCCAGAGAGAAAGAUUCAGUUUAAGGAGAAAGUUCUGUGGACAGCCAUCACCCUCUUCAUCUUCUUAGUAUGCUGUCAGAUCCCCCUGUUUGGCAUCAUGUCUUCAGACUCAGCUGACCCGUUCUACUGGAUGCGAGUGAUUCUGGCCUCUAACAGAGGUACCUUAAUGGAGCUGGGCAUCUCUCCUAUUGUCACCUCCGGUCUUAUCAUGCAGCUCUUAGCUGGUGCCAAGAUAAUUGAAGUUGGGGACACCCCGAAAGACCGAGCUCUCUUCAAUGGAGCCCAGAAGUUGUUUGGAAUGAUCAUUACUAUCGGUCAGUCCAUUGUGUAUGUGAUGACGGGCAUGUACGGGGACCCUUCGGAGAUGGGUGCUGGAAUCUGCCUGCUGAUCACCAUUCAGCUCUUUGUUGCUGGCUUAAUUGUCCUACUUUUGGAUGAACUUCUGCAAAAAGGGUACGGCUUGGGCUCUGGCAUUUCUCUCUUCAUUGCAACUAACAUCUGUGAGACCAUUGUGUGGAAGGCAUUCAGCCCCACCACUGUCAACACUGGCCGAGGAAUGGAAUUCGAAGGCGCCAUCAUAGCGCUGUUCCACCUGCUGGCCACCCGCACAGACAAGGUCCGAGCCCUUCGAGAGGCAUUCUACCGCCAGAACCUCCCCAACCUCAUGAACCUGAUUGCCACCAUCUUCGUCUUUGCCGUUGUCAUCUAUUUCCAGGGCUUCCGAGUGGACCUUCCAAUCAAGUCAGCGCGUUACCGAGGCCAGUACAACACCUAUCCCAUCAAGCUCUUCUACACCUCCAACAUCCCCAUCAUCUUGCAGUCUGCUCUGGUGUCCAACCUGUAUGUCAUCUCCCAGAUGCUGUCAGCACGCUUCAGUGGCAACCUGCUGGUUAGCCUGCUGGGCACCUGGUCGGAUACAUCAUCUGGGGGCCCAGCCCGAGCUUACCCAGUUGGUGGCCUGUGUUACUAUCUGUCUCCUCCGGAAUCAUUCGGCUCAGUGCUGGAGGACCCUGUCCAUGCGGUCGUGUACAUUGUGUUCAUGCUGGGCUCCUGUGCAUUCUUCUCCAAAACAUGGAUCGAAGUUUCAGGUUCUUCUGCCAAAGAUGUUGCAAAGCAGCUGAAGGAGCAGCAGAUGGUGAUGAGGGGCCACAGGGAGACCUCCAUGGUGCAUGAGCUCAACCGGUACAUCCCCACAGCCGCAGCCUUUGGUGGGCUGUGCAUUGGGGCCCUCUCCGUCCUGGCUGACUUCCUGGGUGCUAUCGGGUCUGGAACUGGGAUCCUGCUUGCGGUCACCAUCAUCUAUCAGUACUUUGAGAUCUUCGUCAAGGAACAGAGCGAGGUGGGCAGCAUGGGAGCCCUUCUCUUCUGAGCCUUGCAUGCCCNUGGACCAGGGUGAGGGCACAGGCUCCAGAACUGCCCGGGAAGGGUGCUCUUACUGCUGGAGCAUGCUACUGUGGCAUAGGGACUUUAAUUUCUUUUUUUAAUUUUUUUUUAAUUUCAUGUCUUUUCAUUCCACUGUGUAAAGUGCUAGGAAAUUUCCAAUUUGAAAUUUUGCUUUUUCUGGCAUUGGCAAAAAAAACAGUAGAAAUGAAUUGUUAGCUGAUGGCCAGGGGGUGUGAUAACAAAUUGUCCUCAAGUAUCCCAUGUAAUUUUUAUUUAAACCCUUGCACUUCUCAGUGCCUGGCAGCUGCAAGGGUCCCAGCUGCCCCAAGGCAGUCUGUGGCCCUGGUUGAAGGAAGCACAAACUAGAUGUCUGCAUCUCAUCUGGGCGUGCAGACAGGUGAGAAUCGGCAGGGUCCACGCAUCUGCUGUUGCCAGCAAAGGGGGUCACUGGCUUUACCUGGAGCCUGGCCAGCUAGAUAGCUGGGCAUAUGUAAAGGGUCCUCGUGCUUGUUCUUUGCCAGUUCCCACUAGAAAAGGCGCUNCUGUGGUGGCCACCUCUGUCUUCCUACUGAGAACUUCCUGUUCCAGGUUUUAGAAUUUUCUUAUUGUCAUUAGGACCAAAUGUAGACUGGCUCAGGACCUGUAAGGAAAUCACACUGGGGUUCAGAAAUCUCCUAGGGAAGUUGUUCAAAAUCCUGUUUGUAGUUAAGGUGUCUGGGGUAACAGAUAACAUGGGCCUGAGGGAGCCCUCAGGUCUAUAGGAAAGGCCCCUCUUAAGACAGAAACGGUUUAACAGCAAGGGUACAAAAACAAAGGCUGUAGUUUGAGGCCAGAGCAAUUAGCGCUUGUCAGCUUACCUUACAACACAGAGGGUCCAGCUGUUCACACAACGGGGCAGGAGUUCUGGUGGGUGUGCAGCCAUGUGGUCACAGCCUGCCAGCAGCAAGACACCUGGGUCCACUACACCUCAGUGGAAGUAGCAGAAUGCCUCCCUGAUCCAGGGCUCUUAGGGACUCUUGCUGCUAUGCUUGCCAGCAAAUGGCAAUCAAGGGACAAUUAGCCACUUGCCCCGACACAGGUCAGCAUCAGGGCCAGAUCCCUUGCACACAGCCCAGGGCGCACACCAUAUCACACGUGGCCUUGUCUAGACCCAGUCCUGAGCAGAGGAGCCUGGUGCCCUCCCAGUCCACAGGGUCUUCCCACUGCCCCUCCUCUGCCACUGCCACAGAGCAGCUUCCCACCUACCCUAGGGACUCCAUAGCUUCUGGCAAGCAGGUGCAGAGUCCCCAGCUCUGGGCUGUGCUGGGGAGUGUCAGGCCUGGAGUCCACAGCCUCACCUGCUGCUGUAGCUGUCAGCUGGACCUGGUGGCUUGUGGUUGAUGGUCACUAUUAGUGGGUGAGUGGGGAUGACCUGGCUUCCAAGAGGACUGUCACUGUGGACACCAAAAUGGCUUAACUGAGAUACAGUGAAAACAUGACAAAUAAACCAACUUUUUACAA